CUGCUUUCUGUGUAGCUAUGACAGAAAAGAGUAAUUUCUGGGACGGACAUUCUCACUGUCCCAGGAGAGGCUUUAUGGAGGAUCUACGGAGACUGUGAGGUUCCUAUUCUUGCUUGAAUGGGUCUGUCCAGUGUGCUUGCCUGCCUGCCCCCCUCCAUAUAUACACACACGUGUGUGUGUCUGGUCAGAGAAAUAAAUUCGUUGACUGCCAACAUGAUAUGCACUAGCCUUGGCAAACAUGAAGAUUUCAAUUUAAUAUAUUUUCCCUUCUUAGUGCUUACAGAAACUAGGAAUAUAAUGUUUUCUGACUCCUAGCAGAGAAAUCAAAUUCUCUAAUAGCUGUGACAAUUAUUAGAUCAAGAAUCUGGGUCAAAGCAUAACAACAAUAGGAGUAAAAAGCUACAAGCUCCAACAUUGUAUGGGACAUGGAAGAACAACAGAUAAUUAUAAAUGUAAAUAUUUAUCAACAUCUGAAAAAUGAUUAUUUUAUUUUAAAUAGUAACUUGUUUGAAAUCACUGCCAUCUAAUGAUUUUAAGAAAAAUUAUGUGAACACAAUAUUUUUCAACCAUGAGUUUUUGAGAAAAUAAUUCCCUUUUUAGUCUUUGAUUCCUGAGUUUUCAUUUUCACCUAUGAAUCAUUCCCCUGAAGAAAUGUGUGGGAAAUGACAAAUUUUGUCCAAGAAUGAGCCUUCUUUCUAUGCAAAGGAAAAACUUUCCCCAGUGGGACUCAUCAAGGUACUGGCACAAAGCUUCCUGGAAAGCUUCAAGGUGCCUGGGCUUUGUGGAAGCUGAUCUUAGGUCAGUCAUUUUCCGAUUUUUUUUCCCUCUUUGGGAAAAGGGAAGUCAAGGAAAAUAUUGAAAAGUAAGGAAGAGAUUAAGAAAGUCGUUUACGGAUUCCUAUGGGAGCAUAGCCAUUUGCCACUCCCCCAGUUAAGUCCUGAACCCCAUCAGCCUGUAUUGGUCAGGGUUUUAUAGAAUUGACAAACAGCCUUCUGAAAUCAAACCAAAUCAUGUAAAUAGUCUUUCUUCAACCUCCACAGAAUUGAGGAUUCUUAAAGCUAAUUCAAGGGAUUUUACAAGCCCAACAAACACAGUCAUAAAAAUGCCAUUGGACCGAUAUCACAUUUUUCAAAACGAGAUUGAUCCCUGUGCUGUAAAAGGCAACUAUCUUGAAGGCACACCUCUCAAGCAAGAGAGAGUGGUCAAGAACUGGCUUUUCAUGUCCUGUCUGGUGACUGCCAGGCUUUGUACAGCGGUAAAAGCAAUUCAGGAUUUCUGGAGUGGGUGAGACAACUAUUCUGGGUUCUGGAGCUACUGCUUGUGGCAGCUCCCGGAGUAGUCUCAGGAACGACAGAAAAGAGGGUACAUCCCACACAGUGUGAGCUACUGAGGCCCCUGAAACCAAGUCCAUUAAUUAUCCCCUGUCCUUAGGCCCCACCGGGCUGCUCUCUGUCCUGCUUGGCCAGGGGCCCUAUAUCUCCUGUGCCUCUGGAAUGAAGAGGGAGCAAGUCCCCAUCUGGAUUUGUAUCUGUCUCAGCUCUGAGCUGUACGAAAGUGGGAGUCCCCCAUGCUGGCUGAGGGGAGCAGGUUCCACCUCUGGAUUCAGAUCCCAGUCUUGGAGCCAUUCCUCUAUGGUUCUUUCUUGUGGAAACAGUGGUUUCUGUCUCUCCAUUCCCGGGGUUCAAAGACGGGAUGGGAAUGGGCAGUUGCUGGUGGUCCUUGCUUUGAGAUCAAGAAGGCAAGGUUCAUUGCAUAAGAGCUCAUCAACACUCAAGACGUGUUGUGUGUAGGAGGAAGAGCUUAAGUUUGGCCUUGUGCUGAGUAGCUGUGAAGUAAGCUUUCCGCCCUUGGUUGCAAGGCCCAGACCUCUGGUAAGAGUGAGAAGGAAAGAAUAAGGGAUUGCAUCGGUACAGGAGUGAAGAGCAGACAGUGAAGGCCUGGCUUCUCAGAGCCCCUUGUCUAGCUCAAGAACCCACACGCAGAGUAGGGGAGCGCAAGGGAGGGGCAACUCUGGUCCAUGCCUGGAGUGCAGGCCAGCAGGGAGCAAAGCCAUCCUUGUCGCCGCCCCUCCUGGCGCGGGGUUGUCAGGUUUCCUGUUUGGAGGAAAAACCUAGCAAAAUCGAACCAGGCAAAAUGAGGAGGAGGAAAGAGAGAACCUGGCUGGGCCUUCCCGCGGCCUGGACGCUAGUUUCCCCUACCCGGGUCUGAUCUGCACAUCCCUGCCCCGGGUGCCCGCCGCUGACGUUCGGGAAAAGGAGCUGGGCCGGCUGGCUGUGCGCGCCCAUUAAUCUGCCGGGCGGGCGGCGGGCGGGCGGGCUGGGGGCUGUUUGUAACUUUGCUGCCUCGGUCGCCGCGGUCCCCGGGGAGCGGGCUCCGGCGCUCGCUCCCAUUGGCCGCCGCCGCGUCAGCUGGUGCGAUUUGCUGCUGUCGCUUUUGGCGUUCGGCCAUCCAGAAACAAACCAGUUCGAUGACUACUAAUAGUUAUAGCCAGAUGUACUAAUACACAACAAAUCACAGUCCUGCAGAGGGGCGCGCAAAUGAGUUCCUAUUUUGUGAAUCCCACUUUCCCCGGGAGCUUGCCCAGCGGCCAGGACUCCUUCUUGGGCCAGCUGCCCCUCUACCCAGCCGGCUAUGACGCGCUGAGGCCCUUCCCGGCCUCGUAUGGGGCGUCGAGCCUCCCGGACAAGACAUACACCUCACCUUGUUUCUACCAACAGUCCAACUCGGUCCUGGCCUGCAACCGGGCAUCCUACGAGUACGGGGCCUCGUGUUUCUAUUCUGAUAAGGACCUCAGUGGCGCCUCGCCCUCGGGCAGUGGCAAGCAGAGGGGCCCCGGGGACUACCUGCACUUUUCUCCCGAGCAGCAGUACAAACCCGACAGCAGCAGCGUGCAGGGCAAAGCCCUCCAUGACGAAGGCACCGACCGGAAGUACACGAGCCCUGUUUACCCUUGGAUGCAGCGGAUGAACUCCUGCGCUGGUGCUGUCUAUGGAAGCCACGGGCGCCGAGGCCGCCAGACCUACACGCGCUACCAGACGCUGGAGCUGGAGAAGGAGUUCCACUUCAACCGCUACCUGACGCGGCGGCGCCGCAUUGAGAUUGCCAACGCGCUCUGCCUCACUGAGCGCCAGAUCAAGAUCUGGUUCCAGAACCGCCGUAUGAAGUGGAAAAAGGAAAAUAAACUCAUCAAUUCCACACAGCCCAGCGGGGAGGACUCUGAGGCAAAAGCGGGCGAGUAGACGCCUAGGCAGAAACCAGGCUACGUGUGCCGCCUGGUCAUUCAAAUUGUCAAUUUUAGGUCCAGAAGUGUCCAAACCACAACUUCUCAAAACUCUGAAAAAUGGCUCCCUCCGAGUUAAGCAAUUCUGAAAGGCAUUCUCUGGGAAAA
Molecule: messenger RNA, 3388 nt
Organism: Sciurus carolinensis (gray squirrel)
Lineage: Eukaryota; Metazoa; Chordata; Mammalia; Rodentia; Sciuridae
Gene: Hoxa6
Product: homeobox A6
Exons: 4
Coding region: 2538-3239 (233 amino acids)
Biological process (GO): anterior/posterior pattern specification; regulation of transcription by RNA polymerase II
Cellular component (GO): nucleus
Molecular function (GO): RNA polymerase II cis-regulatory region sequence-specific DNA binding; DNA-binding transcription factor activity, RNA polymerase II-specific
Source: RefSeq, a predicted model, not a curated record